AUGUCUGAUACAGAGCCAGUGGAGCGUGGUACACCCCAGGGCUCGAUCCUCUCGCCGUUAUUAUUCUCUAUUAUUAUUAACGGCUUACCAGAAUCUCUCUCAGGAUCUGAUUGGCCCUGGGGGCCCUUCACCCCACACCAGGCAAGGGACCUGGAGGUGGAGGCCGGUAUAGUACCUCUAUCAAUAAGGAGGAAAUCACAAACAUUAAAAUAUUAUACCCGGGUUCGAGCCUCUGCGGCAGACAACCCGGUCCGUGGACUGCUGGGAAAAGGCCACUAUACACUAAAUAGGUUUAAAGACCCAGUCCUCCCCUUUGGUGCUGCAACGCAGGACCUAGCGGAGGACUGUGGUAUUAAGGAUUCAAACAUUGUUGAGAAGCGGCCCAUGGAGGUUCCGCCGUGGACCCUAACCUUGCCUGAGGUCGACAUCACGUUACAAGAAAAAGUGAACAAAUCUGAUUUGCCGCAUCUCGCAAAUACAGAAACAAAAAUAUUAAUUAACAAAUAUAUAGGUCAAACACAUAUUUAUACAGAUGGAUCAAAAGACCCGGACUCUGGCAGGGUUGCCUCGGCUGUAGUAAUACCUUCCAUACAAUAUGAAAAAAUUGAUAGGUUAACUAAUAAUACAUCCAUCUAUACCGCCGAGCUCCUUGCUAUUAGAAAUGCUAUGUGCUGGAUUCAGGACAGUGAUAUAACAAAAGCUGUCAUUUUCUCGGAUUCACUUUCUUCACUGAUCUCACUGAAAUCCAACAACAGUCAGUCGAGACCAGAUUUAUUAAAUGAAAUAAUUCUAUUAUAUAAUAAAGUCCUAAAUGUAGGAAAACAGGUUACCAUAGUUUGGUGUCCAGCACAUAUAGGGAUCUCAGGCAAUGAACAGGCAGACAGGGCGGCCAAAAUGGGCUUAAACCUCAACAAUGUCACUGAAUCAAUCUCACUCUCCCCCACUGAGAUAUAUUCCAAAAUAAAAAAAUAUAUAGUUCAUUUGUGGCAAACUGAGUCCAAUUCAUGCCAGGAUCAGAGGAAACAUAUAAAUAGCUCAGUGGGGCUCAGUCGCCCAGUUCAAUAUUCAAAUAUUUUAAAAAUAGAUAGGGCCAUAACAAGACUGAGGUUGGGCACAACCCUAUUACCAGGGGAUUCUGGUCAAUAUAUCAAGAAAAUGAGCCCCAAUUGUGCCCAAUGUGGAGUGAGAUAUAAUAUAUCCCACCUAUUGCAUGAGUGCGACCAGUUCAGGGACCAUAGAUAUGAACUGCGGUCGGCACUUGGUGCUGUAGGUUUGGGAUAUAGCACACAAAAUAUUCUAAACCCACCAAAGAAAUAUUCAGUACAUAUUUUUAAAGCUUUAGAGUUAUUCAUUCUUAACUGUUGUCUAACAGACAAAAUUUAA
Ruditapes philippinarum (Manila clam) is the source of this 1383-nucleotide messenger RNA. RefSeq lists its product as uncharacterized. Gene Ontology annotation, molecular function: nucleic acid binding; RNA-DNA hybrid ribonuclease activity. Lineage: Eukaryota; Metazoa; Mollusca; Bivalvia; Venerida; Veneridae. The record is from RefSeq and is a predicted model, not a curated record. Gene Ontology annotation, biological process: DNA replication, removal of RNA primer. Bases 1 to 1383 code for a protein of 460 amino acids. The transcript has 2 exons.